Molecule: messenger RNA, 2286 nt
Organism: Caenorhabditis sp. 36 PRJEB53466
Lineage: Eukaryota; Metazoa; Nematoda; Chromadorea; Rhabditida; Rhabditidae
Source: the annotation of a GenBank genome assembly
AUGUUCUCCAAACUUUCUCUUCCGCAGAUUUCCGCUCUCAUUCCCUUUUUUCGUGCUCGCCCAAAGUUCUCUCUGUUUGCGAACGCAGCAAAGUUCGAAGUGGACAGAACAAUUCCGAACCAUCCGUGUGACUUUUACUCCCUGGAAUCUCGAGAUGCACAAUACUUCUAUUGCUUCCGUCAUAAUCGGCUGCCAGAUGCCAACCGGUAGGGAUUUCUCCGAGUUCUUCUGAUCGGCAGGGAUUUCAGACCGAUUCUUAUGAUAGGAAGUGAAGGAAAAGUGAACGAGGACGAUAUCGUUAAGGGCCUGGAACAAGUGAAGUUGCUCGAACCUGAAUUCGACCAAAUAUGUCUCCUGCUGGCUGUUCACAAUCUCGCCACUCCUGUAAUUAAUACUCCUUUACUUUCGCAUUAAAGUGAUAUCAUUCAGGCCAGAAAGUAUCUCACAACAGUGUGUAAUCUCAAGGAGACCAGCUACGUUCCCUGUCAUAACUUCUAUGUCACUUCUUCAGUUUACCCUCAAAUCCAGGCAAAAGUAAACCAAAUCAGUCUUCCGUCCUCAUUUUCCAUCGGUUCCACUCGACUGUCCGACGCCGAAGUUGUCAAUUCGACGUGGAAGUUUGCCACUCCAGAAGAUAUUCUGCAACAAAAGUGAGAAAAUGAUAUAACGACGCAAUCCUAAUGUUUGCCUUCAGAGAAAAGAUCACACGGCUUCCGACUGCUUGCAUAUUCCAUGAGGAUCGUCCAAUUGCCUUCGAAAUGAUCGGAUUGCACGGUCAACUGUCGCAUCAGUACACUUUCCCCGAGUACAGAAACAAAGGAUUCGGGGCUAUCAUUGAGAACACGAUAGUCAGUAAAUGUAUCAGGUAAUUGAAUUAUAUCGAAGAGAAUUUUGAAGUGAACAAUUACAGCCAUGGAAUAAUUCCUCUGAAAUCAGUAGAACUCACGAAUACUUCGGUUCUGAAGCGGAGCUACGAGCAUCCAUUGUGGCAAGUGGUGGCCGACGACGACGGGCACGUUCUCAUUGGAGAUUAUGUUACUUUUGCAUAAAGAAUUCUGCGUGUCGUAUGUUAUUACACAUUACUUUGAAAAGAAACCCCUCUAUGGAAGUUGCGGAGACAACUUUUGGUGCAGUAUUGAUAUGGUACUAAUGACCUGAAGAAACAUAGACAGGACAACCCCUCGAAUGAAAGUGAGAGGAUGACCUUCAUUCUUUGACAUUUUCUCUUAUCUUUCUCUUUGUUCGUCACGUAGUUCGUAGCAGUCUGUCUGUAUUCAAUGUUUUCCAAACUCUCAACCGAACAGUUAACUAUCCUUUUCCCCUUUUUCUCGUCACAUCCGAAGUUUGCUCUGUUCGCCAAUGCAGUCAAGUUCGAGUUGGAGCGAACAAUUCCCAGCCACCCGUGUGAUUUCUAUCUUUUGAAAACGAAGAACGCCCAAUACUUUUACUGUUUCCGACAUGAUAACAUUCCUGAUCAUAAUAGGUAUGUAUUUGAUUCGUUUCUAAAGUCAAUGAUGUCAUUCAGACCGAUUCUGAUGAUAGGAAGUGACGGAGAAGUGAGUGAGAAGGACGUCGUCUAUGGAUUGAAGCAAGUGAGAGCUGCGGAGCCAAUUUUUCAAAGUAUUUGGAUCUUGGCGGCCUUCUCCGAAUUAGCGGCCCCGGCAAGGGACUAUCUGAUUUCCGUGUGCAAGAUGGAGCAAUGCAGUCACGAGCCUUGCUUCAAUUUCUACGUUGCUCCGUCAAAGUUAAAGUUGAUCGAGGAUAAAAUGAACAAAAUCAGUCUUUCGUCCUCAUUUUCCAUUGGUUCCACUCGAUUGUCCGACGCCGAAGUUGUCAAUUCCACAUGGAAGUUUGCCACUCCGGAAGAUAUUCUGCAACAAAAGUGAGAGGGGAAAUGGAAUAGUCCUAACGUAUCAAUGUUUGCCUUCAGAGAAAAGAUCGAAAGGCUUCCGACUGCUUGCAUAUUCCACGAGGAUCGUCCAAUUGCCUUUGAAAUGAUUGGAGUUCACGGGCAACUGUCGCAUCAGUUCACUUUCCCCGAGUACAGGAACCGAGGGUUCGGAACGAUGGUCGAAUGCGCCAUAAUAAGCAAGUGUAUCAGGUGAACCAAAGAAUGAUAACUUCUAAAAAUAAGACGAACAUUCCAGAUCGGGAAUCACUCCAGUCAAAUCAGUCGAGAUCAUUAACGAAUCAGUUGUCCGUCGCAGUCUAGAGAACCCAAUUUGGCACGUUGUUUCGGAUGAGAAAGGAGAUCCUGCAGUUCACGAUUACUUUGUUUUUGCCUGA